AUGGCCCCGCCAGGAUUCUGGCUCGAUGGCGCCAGCUUCCCACACAUCGUCGACACCAUUCUCCUCUUCUCCGAACACUCGUCUCUCGUCCGCUGGCGCUGCGUGAGCUCGAGCGUACGCGCUCAAGUGGACCGUGUUCUGUGCGAUCGCCUAGCCAUUCGCGACUUUGGUACGGACAAUGUACCCACCCACGGCGUCCGCUUCUACACCCAAGUCGACGAAGAUCAAGUCAGGAAACCGGUCUUUGUGUUUUACGAACACUCUGAUGACAUCCUCGACAAGUGGACACCGCCGCUCAUCAAGACUGCGGCGUAUGUGAGCCGCGCCGCAGAGUGGUGCCUCGAGGCUUGCCCUGGGGUCCGCAUUCUUGACCUCAACGGAGAUGUCAAGGAGGAGCUUGCCCCUCUAAUUCAAGGUCUCGCGAAUGUCAAGGUACUCCGCAUAGCAUCUUCCGCUCCUUUUGCGCUCCUCGAAGGGCCCCCUAUCACUGUUCCCCAUCUGUUUGCCGCUACGAGUCUCUCGGGCCUCUACUAUGACGAGUUCCCAUCCUGUCUCAACGUUCCCUUCCUGCCGCCAACCUUUGAAAGCCUGACGCUCUACGUCUCGAUUACCGUGUGGCGUACCAGCCAUGCGGCGACCGUACGCGCUCUCGUCCUCGGUGCCGCUCUUCGAUCCGUGACCGUGGUCCUGGUAGGAUUCGUCACCCGGUAUGUCAUCGAAUCGGAACCGCGCCAUUCUGACUCCUUCGGUGUUCCUUCAGACCUCAUCGAAGGGGUCAUUCCUCACCUAGACACAGUUCGUCUCACGCUGGUCAACAUCAAAGACGACUUUGGGCCUGGCUUCAACCUCAUUCCCUCUUACCCCGAGACGCUCGAGCAAAUUCUAGAAGCGUUCUCGUUUGACUGGUGGUCCUCCAUUAGGCAACAGUACAUCCUAGACUUCAUUCGCUCCGUCCUCAAGACCAAAUUUCUGCGCAAGAUGACCCGCGCGAUCCGCCACCAGGCGGCCGAGGAGGGAUGGGCCGAAGAGAAAACGGAACGCGCGAUCAACAAUGUGCGAGUUCUGGACCAUGCGGCUUGGAAGGCUGAGGUCAAUGACGGGGUGUUGACGUCGUGGAAUCCCACCGGAGACCCAAACGUGUCUGAUUCAGUUGUCCGCAUAUGA
This is a messenger RNA of Cutaneotrichosporon cavernicola, 1164 nucleotides long. RefSeq lists its product as uncharacterized. Bases 1 to 1164 code for a protein of 387 amino acids. The transcript has a single exon. Lineage: Eukaryota; Fungi; Basidiomycota; Tremellomycetes; Trichosporonales; Trichosporonaceae. The record is from RefSeq and is a predicted model, not a curated record.